Ochotona curzoniae (black-lipped pika) is the source of this 1017-nucleotide messenger RNA. RefSeq names its product RAS like estrogen regulated growth inhibitor (gene RERG). NCBI's taxonomy places the organism in Eukaryota, Metazoa, Chordata, Mammalia, Lagomorpha, Ochotonidae. The transcript has 5 exons. The record is from RefSeq and is a predicted model, not a curated record. Bases 342 to 941 code for a protein of 199 amino acids. Gene Ontology annotation, molecular function: GTP binding; GTPase activity.
GCAGUCCCUCGGCUGCUAGCCGGAGCGAGCGCCAGGGCGGAGACCCCCGCCAGGCCCCCAGGCACUUGCUGCACCGAGGGCUCCCACUCGUGAUCGCAACCCGGUAGCUUCGAAGUGCCAGCCGCAGCCUAAGGGGGCUGCUUAGCGUGGGAGGGCGUCGCGGUCUCCGGGGACCCAGUCCGAACUUGCAGGGGACGGCGGCUCUUGUGGCCUGGAGAGUGUGAACAGGAUUGUGGGCCCUUCCAGCAUUGACAGUGAUAUGGUGAACUCAAACGCUGGGACCUGAAAGAUCUGCUCAGCUCUUCCGUUUACCAACAGAAACUUGUCCAGCAGCACCCGUCAUGGCUAAAAGUGCAGAGGUCAAACUGGCGCUGUUUGGGAGAGCAGGAGUGGGCAAGUCAGCUCUUGUAGUGAGAUUUCUGACCAAACGCUUCAUCUGGGAAUACGACCCCACCCUCGAAUCAACCUACCGACACCAAGCAACCAUCGAUGAUGAAGUGGUUUCCAUGGAGAUCCUAGAUACUGCUGGCCAGGAAGAUACCAUUCAGAGGGAAGGACACAUGAGAUGGGGAGAAGGCUUUGUGCUGGUUUAUGAUAUUACUGACCGAGGGAGUUUUGAAGAAGUGGUGCCACUGAAGAACAUCCUAGAUGAGGUCAAAAAGCCCAAGAAUGUGACUUUCAUCCUGGUUGGUAACAAAGCUGACUUGGACCACUCCAGACAGGUCAGUACAGAGGAAGGGGAGAAGCUGGCCACAGAAUUGGCGUGUGCUUUCUAUGAGUGUUCUGCCUGCACGGGUGAAGGGAAUAUCACGGAGAUAUUCUACGAGUUGUGUCGAGAGGUGCGUCGCAGGAGGAUGGUACAGGGUAAGACCAGGCGACGCAGCUCCACUACGCACGUCAAGCAAGCCAUUAACAAGAUGCUCACCAAAAUUAGUAGUUAGACUACUGUGUGUUUGCCCUGUCCUACUGAGGGGAGGUCAAGUCAGUGAAAAUCCAUUCUUUUUCCUUUCCAAGUCC